AUGGCAACGAAGUGUUUGGCAGCCAUUGUCGCUUCAAUCUUCGUCUUGUGUACCCCGAAUGGCCACUGCAGAAGUCUGACCUUCCGCUCUCAGUCUGAUGACGACGAAAGGGACAGACCUGGGUCAUAUGACGUUUUUGAUGACGAGGUUAGGGGUCUGUCGGAGAACCAGUUGAAAACGAAAAGUUUGUGCUCCCCCACUUGUAAGUACUGCGACUGCUCUAGCAAGGGGUUAACCUCAAUCCCUUCGUACUUAUCCGAGGACGUGGUGGUACUCAACAUGUACAACAACUCCGUCUCAGAGCUGGCUAACAACAGUCUGGUGAGAUUCCCCCGUCUGGAGAAACUGUUCUUAGCCAGGAACAACCUCAGCCGCUUGCACGAGCGCUCCUUCUCUGGGUUAGUGAGUCUCCAGCAUCUGAGUCUCGUGAACAACAGAAUCGCCAUGACGGAGCAUUCCAUCCCCGUGGGCGUGUUUCUGCCGUUACAAAAGCUCACGAAACUGUCGAUGGAAAGAAACAACCAGAACUCCACUGACCCAGGCCUGGACUACCCCCAUCUCGCCCUGUCAGUUCUCGGCCAGCUGGUCAAUUUGUCAAUGGACGGACUGCGGAACAAAACAUUUGGACCUGGAUUUUCCAACAUGACAAGUCUUCGGCACUUGAGCAUAGCGGGGUUUGUCACCGGCUACUGCAAACUGGAUGUUCUGAGAGAAGACACCUUCAUUCAUCUUUCGUCCCUCCACUCUCUAAACAUGAGCGACUGCUUCAUUCAGGGUUCAGAAGUUCACCAUCUCACGUUCACGCCCCUACAGAAUCUGAAAACGCUAGAUCUGACGUUCAAUGAAGACUUUGGACUCGAAACGUUCUCCCAAGCUGUGUGCGCGCUAAAGAACUCGUCCCUCACCUGGCUACUCAUCAACAACAUCGUGUCUCGGUUCUCGCUGGCGCUCCGAAUCAACAGAAGUCACGUGGAUUGUCUCCCCACAGGCCUGCUCGCCCUGGAGGCCACCGGAAACAGUAUCGAGAUCGUGGACCCUUCCGUGUUCUCGGCUCUUCCCCAGGGACUGCAGCUGCUCAAUGUGGGUGACAACAAGUUUGUGUUCGAGCACUACCUCCAAUAUUUAUGGCAGCUGAAGAGUUUGAAGAAGCUAAUGCUCGAUGGGGGCAGCUACCUACAUAAUAUCCCGUCCAAAUAUCCUUUCUCGGCGGUACCUCAUCAACAUUCACUCCUGCAGGCGGAUCAGUAUUCACGCGAUGUUAUCCACGUCGCCCAACGGCCUAGCCAGCGUGGUGACCUAGAAUCUUCUAGAGAAUGCAUCACGUUUCGACUUCCACCUGAGCUGGAGGAGCUGGAAAUGUCCAAGGCCAGCUUAAAGUACAAUCUAUCCCCCAUCAAGUUCGACAAGCGAAAUAAACUUCACACUCUAAAACUAGACAAGAAUUACUUCCCCUCAGCCGUAGGGCCGUUCGAGGGUCUGGAGAAACUAGCUGGUCUGGACCUGUCCAGAACAAACCUUGCUUGUAUCAAAGACAGUUUCUUCCAGAACUUUCCAUUCUUGAGGCGCCUCAAUCUCGGUGAGAACCGACUAAACUCCACUCCCGACUGUCUGUUGAAAAUGUCCACCUUCAGCAAUCUGUCGCGACUGACCCAUCUCCAUCUAGACGACAACGGCUUGUACCAUAUCAGACCGGAUCUGUUCCUUGGUCUCCACAGUCUGGUCUCGCUCAAGCUCAACAACAAUCCGUUCUGGAUAUUUGAGACGAGGAUAGAUCACAUGGCACAGCUACGAGAACUGGAUCUUCAUUUGACUGCUGUGAGGAGCCUAUCCCCGGACAUGCGCAGACAGAUAGACAGCCUGAAAAACGUCAGUGUGAACAUGGCCUCCGCGCCCAUACUGUGUGAAUGCAACAACCUGAAAUUUCUGGAGUGGAUGACGUCAUCGCCUGCUUUUAAUAAGACGUUUGAAGGCUACAAAUGCGCUUUUGAUGGCACGAAAGACAGAAAUAUCACAGACGGAUUCCAGCAGAUCUUGAGGAAUCUGCAACGUGAAUGCCCGAAGCACAUCGCCAUUUUCUUCAUAAUUCUGGCCGCCAGUUUGCUCACGACACUCAUCGUGGUUGCAGUAUUACUGUAUCGAUUCCGCUGGAAGCUUAGAUUUCUCUACUACGUGGCCUAUCAGAGAUACUGGGAUCGAUGCCCUCAGGCGGAGCCGGGCGCUUUCCAGUACGAUGUGUUCCUCUCUUAUGCUUUCGAGGACGAGCAGUUUGUGUUGAACGAUCUAAACCCAGCUCUGAGUUCCCUCGGCUUGCGGGUUCUGAUCCACGGGCGAGACUUCCGCGCGGGCGAAUACAUCGCUUCUAACAUUGUGACGGCUGUCAAGACGAGCAGGCGCACGCUGGUGGUGCUCACGGCCGCUCAGGUCAAGAGCAACUGGUGUACCUAUGAAUUGCAGAUGGCGAAUGUAGAAUCGGCUUACAGUGGUCGUCCAGUGCUAGUUUUUCUAAUCAUGGAGAAGAUCCGACGCAGCCGAGUUGGCAUUGAGCUAGCAUCUCACAUCUCCACCAAUACCUACAUAGCCUUCCCGCCAACCGCCCAUCGCACCAACGACCAGCUGAUGAAAGCCUUCUAUGAUAGGCUGGCCAAUGAUCUCAGGGGCUGAUCCAGUUAGAUGGGGUUUGAUGGAGUUUGAUGGAGUUUGGCGGAGUUUAGUGGAGUUUGGAGGAGUUUGGUGGAGUUUUGAAGUGUUUGAUGGGGUUUCAUGGGUUUGGAGGCUUUUGGUGGAGAUCGGGUGAGUUGGAGGAGUUUGAUGAAAUGGGGUGGAGUUUUCGAUUGAGUUUGAUGGGGCUUGAUGAAGUUUGAUAAAGUUUGAUGGAGUUUGAAGGAGUUUGAUGGAGUUUAGUAAAGUUUGAUAAGGUUUGGAGAAGUUUGAUGGAGAUUGGGUGAAUAGGAGGAUUUUGAUGAAGUUUAGUUGAGUUUUUGAUGGAGUUUGAUUGAGUUUGAUGGAGUUUGGCUGGUUGGAAAAUGACAGAGGAGGGGUGAGUUCGGAUGAUUUUAAGUGGGUUUGAAGAAGUUUGGCGUUGUAGGAAGAGGCAGACCGAUUCUGAAGAGGUUUCUCAGAAUUUAAAGAAGUUUGAUGAUGAAAUUUGGCAUAGUCCCACGACUUUUGAUGGUGUUUGAUACAAUUGCCGUAGUGAAUGUUGAUUCACUGAAGGUUACUGAG
Messenger RNA from Aplysia californica (California sea hare), 3222 nucleotides. RefSeq names its product toll-like receptor 4. Gene Ontology annotation, molecular function: transmembrane signaling receptor activity; protein binding. Bases 1 to 2661 code for a protein of 886 amino acids. Gene Ontology annotation, cellular component: membrane. The record is from RefSeq and is a predicted model, not a curated record. Gene Ontology annotation, biological process: immune response; toll-like receptor signaling pathway. The transcript has 3 exons. Lineage: Eukaryota; Metazoa; Mollusca; Gastropoda; Aplysiida; Aplysiidae.